AUGAUUCAGACAUUAUUAUUUUAUUUUUUAUAUUUAUCUGCGACAGUGACAGUUUUGCAGGGGACAUCUAUUUAUUCUAGAUAUAUGUACAGAAACCGACACACAGGGAACUGCAGGGAGGAAAACUGUGAUUUGGCUCACUUCAGUUACAACAGAGACAGCUGUCAAGGUCCAAAUUUUUGGGAUCGGGUCACACCAUGCUGGGGCAACUGUUCUUCUCUUCUUCAGUCACCAAUAAAUAUCAACACAGAGAAAACAACUUAUCGGCCUUUCAGAGGACUUAAGUUCUUAGACCUUUGUGAGCACAUCACUGCCAUAAUUAGGAAUAAUGGACACUCGCCACACUUUAUGGCUGAUAAUCCGACAAAGGUCAAACUGGGGAAUGUCCCGUACAGCGGAAAUAAAGGUUAUGUCUUCCAGGAAGUUCAUAUACACCUGGGACAGAGGGAGACUCGGGGGUCAGAACAUUCACUGAACAACAGGUUUUACCCUAUGGAGGCCCACAUGGUCUUUUACGACGAUCGCUAUGAGAAUAUUGAGGAGGCACAGACCAAACCCGGGGGAUUGGCAGUCAUUGCAAUCAUGGUGGAGAUUGAAGAGAAAUCAAAGUUUACAAGUCCGAAAAUGGAUUUCUAUAGAAACUCUUACUUUCCAUUCGGACGUCGAUUUCACAGACAAAAAAGACGAGCCCCAUGGCGAGGGACUUCCUGUUCAGACACUAGCGUCUGCAGGACAAAGAGUGCCAAGCGUCUAAGUUACUUAAUGGAGAAAUACUACACAAUUAUUAGAAAUCACAAACCAGAGAGAAACGCAGAAAGAAUAGAAAAUACCUAUGUAGAAGUUCGAGAACAGAUAUCGUUAAGUGACGUUCUGCCCUAUGACUGGAGUUUCUAUACAUACCACGGUUCAUUGACUACACCACCUUGUUAUGAAACGGUUCAGUGGAUCGUAAUGAGAUGUCCCAUUAAAGUGUCCAGACAGGCCUACGAAGCACUAGGUAAUGUCUCGGAUAUCCAUGGCAACAGACUUAAAACUAUGGGAAUUCGGAGGCUUAUACAGAGAGGAAUCAUAGACCAUCCCAGUGUAGAAGUAGAACGUAACUUCCGGUGUGGCUCUCUGGGUAACAGACGAGAUCUCUGUCCAAUCAAUUAUGAUGCUUACUAGAGCCAUACCUCAUCUUAAUAGCUUGUG
Molecule: messenger RNA, 1191 nt
Organism: Saccostrea cuccullata (small rock oyster)
Lineage: Eukaryota; Metazoa; Mollusca; Bivalvia; Ostreida; Ostreidae
Product: nacrein-like protein
Exons: 8
Coding region: 1-1164 (387 amino acids)
Molecular function (GO): carbonate dehydratase activity; zinc ion binding
Source: RefSeq, a predicted model, not a curated record